Molecule: messenger RNA, 357 nt
Organism: Prunus armeniaca (apricot)
Lineage: Eukaryota; Viridiplantae; Streptophyta; Magnoliopsida; Rosales; Rosaceae
Source: the annotation of a GenBank genome assembly
AUGGCGCAACAGUUAGCAGAGAUGGUUUGGCGAAAGACUAUAUACUCUCGUUUGUUUGACUGGUUGGUGGAUAAAAUCAAUGUCUCAAUUGGACAAGACCCUAGCUCAAAGUGUCUGAUCGGGGUCCUUGGUAUAUACGGUUUUGAAAGCUUUAAAACUAACAGUUUUGAGCAGUUCUGUAUUAAUUACACUAAUGAAAAGCUGCAACAACAUUUCAACAAGCAUGUAUUCAAGUCGGAACAAGAGGAGUACACUAGAGAGGAAAUUGAUUGGAGCUACAUAGAAUUUGUUGAUAAUAAAGAUGUCCUGGAUGUCAUUGAACAGAAAGCCACUUACAUAGCUCGUAAACUCUUAUAA